This is a messenger RNA of Physella acuta, 600 nucleotides long. RefSeq names its product fucolectin-1-like. The record is from RefSeq and is a predicted model, not a curated record. NCBI's taxonomy places the organism in Eukaryota, Metazoa, Mollusca, Gastropoda, Physidae.
UCGGCGACAACACCACCUCAACCUACAGGGACAGCUGGAGACCAAUGCAGUCAUUCAGCUUUAAGGGACUUUACAAUGCAAUGGUCAACACCACAACGUUUCUCUUGGUUGAGACUGAUCUUCAAACAAGGAGUUCCAGAUUCUAUCGACGACCUGAAGAUCGUUUUUCGUCACUCACAAAACACCAACUGUCAGAAUAGAAAGAUGGCAGUAGUGAAUGACAGGACGAUUGACAUUCACUGUGACACAUGUCAGUUCCAAGAGCUUGUGUUCUCUGGGGCAGCAUUGGUGGAUCUGUGUAGAGUGCACAUCAGUGGAGGGCGAAACGUGGCCCUCAAGCAGCCGACAUCACAAAGAAGCAACUACUCCGACAACGUGUGUAACGAAAUGUGUUCCCUGUCGGGGAACGCUGUAGACGGGAACACAGACAGUAACUUGUACAGUCGGAGCUGUACUCACACGGACAUCAGAGAGGCACGUCCAUGGUGGAGGCUCGAGUUUACUCACCCCAAGGUCGUGACCAAGGUCGCGUUAUACAACAGACAUCGUAAGUUGGUUGUCUGGUGUGGUGGUGGCUCCGUGGUCGUGAGGUUGUUGUGA